Helianthus annuus (common sunflower) is the source of this 2152-nucleotide messenger RNA. RefSeq names its product pentatricopeptide repeat-containing protein At2g33760. The record is from RefSeq and is a predicted model, not a curated record. Gene Ontology annotation, biological process: RNA modification. The transcript has a single exon. Bases 142 to 1911 code for a protein of 589 amino acids. Gene Ontology annotation, molecular function: RNA binding; zinc ion binding; protein binding. NCBI's taxonomy places the organism in Eukaryota, Viridiplantae, Streptophyta, Magnoliopsida, Asterales, Asteraceae.
CUCAUAUUUAAAGCUAGAUUUUAGAAGUUGUGUUUGCCAUUAAAAAAAAAAAAAAAACUGGUAUUUGACAAUUAUGAAUUUCCCGUUGGAAAAUGUAAUUUCAAAGAACUGAUAACCUAUUAACCUGUAUAAUGUUUGAACAUGAUGCAAUUGAAAGAUCGAAUGAUUGAUCACCGCCAGUUAUCUCUCUACCACUUUCUCCUCAUCGCCGGCCACCGGAUCAAACCUCUGCAACAAGUUCACGCCCAGAUCAUCGUCUCCGGCAAAACCACCUCUCUCCCACUUCUCACCAAACUCAUCACAUCCACCUGCGCUUCAUGCGCCUCAACUUCAAUCCUCUACACACACCAACUCCUCUACUCCAUCUCCAACCCUGAUUCAUUCCUCUUCAGUUCCCUUAUAAAAACCUCCACAAAACACAACUUCCCACGUGAUUCCCUCAUCUUCUACCGCCACAUGUUAGCUUGCAAAACAGAGUGUUCAAAUCACACUUUAACUGCUGUUAUUAAAGCCUGUGGUAAUUUGUCAGCUCUGGGGAUUGGUAAAAUUGUUCAUUGUCAUGUGUUGGUUGGUGGGUAUGGGUUGGAUUUGUUUGUUCAGGCUGCUUUGGUUAGUUUUUAUGCUAAGUGUGGUGAAUUGGGGGUUGCGAGGAAGGUGUUUGAUGAAAUGCCGCAAAGAAGUUUGGUUGCGUGGAACGCGAUGAUUUCUGGGUAUGAGCAAAAUGGGCUUGCUCAGGAGGCUAUUGGGUUGUUUGAAUGUAUGCGAGAUUUGGGUGUUGAGUUUGAUUUGGUGACAAUGGUGAGUGUGUUGUCCGCAUGUUCUCAGGUGGGUGCUCUCGGUUUAGGUCAGUGGAUUCACGAGUACAUCAACCGGAACAAUUUGCGUUUAAAUACUACUAUUGGUACUUCGUUGAUCAACAUGUAUGGUAGGUGUGGAGAUGUGAUUAAAGCAAGAGAAGUUUUUGAAUCGUUGGUUCAACAAAAUGUUAUAACUUGGACCGCCAUGAUAUCAGUUUACGGAAUGCAUGGUUAUGGUAAGGAAGCAAUGGAGAUAUUUCAUCUUAUGAAACUGCAUGGUCCACCUCCCAAUUCUGUAACAUUUAUCGCUGUUUUAUCCGCAUGUGCUCAUGCCGGACUUGUAUCCAAAGGUCAACUUGCUUAUACUAGCAUGAUUCAAGAUUACCAAAUUGCCCCUAAGCUCGAGCAUCAUGUUUCCGUGGUUGAUAUGCUGGGACGUGCAGGACUACUAAACGAAGCAUAUCAACACAUUCAGAAUAUGAAUCCUAUCAAACCUACCGCAGCUGUAUGGACCGCAAUGCUUGGAGCCUGUAAGAUGCACAAAAACAUAACUCUUGGUGUUGUAGCGGUCGAGAAUCUUUUAGCGAUCGAACCUCAUCAUCCUGGCCAUUUUGUUUUGAUCUCUAAUAUAUAUGCAAUGGCAGGCCAGAUGGAUCGAGUUGAAAUGGUUAGAAAUGUGAUGAUUCAAAAGGGUUUAAAGAAACAAGUUGGAUAUGCCACCAUAGAAGUUGAUAACAAGACGUAUUUGUUUAGUAUGGGUGAUACGUCUCACCCCGAAACCGACGCAAUUUACAGGUAUUUAGAUGAGUUGAUGGAGAGAUGCAGGGGAGUAGGGUAUACACCAGUGUUUGAAUCUGUAAUGCAUGAGGUAGAAGAGGAAGAAAGGGUGCAUGCGCUUAGAUAUCAUAGCGAGAAGCUUGCACUCGCGUUUGGACUCUUGAAAACACAAGAGGGAUCGGUUAUAAGGAUUGUGAAGAACCUUCGGGUGUGUGAAGAUUGCCACAUGGCAUUCAAGUUCAUUUCUGUUGUGACUAAACGAAAGAUUGUUGUUCGUGAUAAGCUUCGAUUUCAUCAUUUUGAAGAUGGUUCUUGCUCGUGUUUGGAUUACUGGUGACGGAUUUUCAUGCGGAUCAGAUUGAACCCGUUCAUGAAACAUGAAACAGUGAGGGCGUAUGGGCUAGAAAACACGCCAACUUCAAAGGUCAUAGCUCAAACCAUAGAGUUACGAGACACCUGAAUUGACUACAUAUGCUUGGCCCGGAUUCUUUUAUACCGGGCACAUGUUUAUGUAGAUGAUCUUCGGUUCUUUUUGAGUUAUAAAAGAAAGAAACACCAGCUAUUUUUUUAAGUUUCAA